GUUCAAGAUAGUGUCAGUGUCUGCGGCGUUCGGGGCCCUUCUGGCUGUGGCCCUGUCGCCAGCCUUCCUCAGAUGGCUGCACCAAACCCUGGGCUCCAGGGGCCCUGUGGUGCUGCCCGAUGACACGGUGGUGGAUGUUGCCAUUGUGCUGGGGUAUGCAUUAUUCAGGAAUGGGACGCCAACGGAGCCGCUGAAGGGCCGUGUGCGCGAGGGUGUGGAGCUCUACAUGCGGGGACGUGCACGCAACCUGCUGUUCAGCGGUGCGCACCCGGGCGGUGUGGUCAUGAAGCGGAGUGAGGCCAACGUGAUGCGGGAGUGCGCGGAGGGCGUGCUGAGAGACAGCCGGGCAGGAGGCGGCGCACAGGGGCUGCUGGCGGCGCAGCGGUGGUUUGAGGAGGACCAGUCGACCAGCACAUGGGAGAACGCGGUUUUCAGCCUUCGCAUAUGCCGGCAAAAGGGGUGGCGGAGUGUGGCGGUGGUGACCAGCCCCUUCCACCAGAUCCGCUCUGAGAUGGUGUUCAGGCGGUUGCUCAGAGACGCAGAGGCGGCUUCAGCCGAAGAAGCCGCCAGUGUCGCCAAUGGCGAGCCGCCGCCGCCAAUCAAGCUGUACAUGGCCACCGCCUCGUACACACCGCACGUGGGCUGGUACGCCGCCCCGCUGGACCGACUGGUGGAUGCGUGGGACUGGGCACGUGAGGUGGCGGCGCUGGUAUACUACGCCGCGCAAGACCGGCUGUAGCAGUGGCGCUACAGUGGUGCAGGGAUACCGUACUGCGCGUAGGGGUGGUGGCGAGCAGGGGCGCUAUGCUCCAACCGCCUGGCGGCAAGGGAUGCUCGGUUGUACCGCAGUUCAAAAGCCCCUGGCACUGCGUGAAGGGUAGCAAGCCUAGCAUUGGACUUGUUUGUGGUACGGUACAAGUCUGAUGGCGUGUGCUUGCUGUAGAAUGACAAUUGGCUCUAGUGACCGGCGCUGCCUGCGGACUACACGGAACACACUGAUGGCUGCGUUGUGCCCUCACAACACGCUUUGCGCUGAGGGGUCUUGCAUCGUAAAAGGAAGGGGCCUCGACUGCUCUACCGUACGGUUUGUGGAUCGCAGGAUUAAGAUUGCCGUCCAGAUUGAGACGUCGAAAUGACUCCAUGGCAACGCACAUUUCCAACUGAGGUAGCCUGUUACACUCCA
Molecule: messenger RNA, 1183 nt
Organism: Chlamydomonas reinhardtii
Lineage: Eukaryota; Viridiplantae; Chlorophyta; Chlorophyceae; Chlamydomonadales; Chlamydomonadaceae
Exons: 8
Coding region: 227-739 (170 amino acids)
Cellular component (GO): plasma membrane
Source: RefSeq, a predicted model, not a curated record